Trypanosoma conorhini is the source of this 2550-nucleotide messenger RNA. Its product is annotated as ubiquitin-activating enzyme-like protein. Bases 1 to 2550 code for a protein of 849 amino acids. Gene Ontology annotation, molecular function: SUMO activating enzyme activity. Gene Ontology annotation, biological process: protein sumoylation. The record is from RefSeq and is a predicted model, not a curated record. The transcript has a single exon. Lineage: Eukaryota; Euglenozoa; Kinetoplastea; Trypanosomatida; Trypanosomatidae. Gene Ontology annotation, cellular component: cytoplasm; SUMO activating enzyme complex.
AUGCGUGUGUACAUUGGGCACGUUCUCUUUCCCUCCACGGUGUCAAUUUCACUCUCAUCGCCUGGGCGCGGGGACGGUGAUGAUGUUGGCGAUGCCGCGGCGAGCAGCUUCAAGCGCUUCAAAGGCGAAGGCUGGUCGUCUGCCGUGAAGGAGGCGAAAGAAGUUGCACCCUGCCAAGUCCCCGCCGCGUCCAUUGCGGCAGCCGCGCGGCGGGCGUUGGAGCAGCAAUUGCAGCAGCAGGCGACGAUCAAGGAUAAUCCACACAUUGAUGUCCAUGUGCAUGUGGCGGGCAAAGGUGUUUCUUUCUGCUUUCUACCGGGAAUUCUCACUCAGGCACUCACGGCGCCGGCCUCCACCUGCAUAACGCCUUCAGCAGGGCUAACGGUGAUUGAAAUGGAGACGGCAGCGAAAAUUCCGCGAAUCACCGAGGUCUCACUGUUUUUGCCGCACGGGGAGGUUUGGAAUAGCCUGCCCGUCUACUGGGAGGAGCGGCAGGUAAGUGCGGCCAACACCAGAACGACGGCAGUGGCGACGUCACAAAUGGCGCCGAAUGGUUGCGCCUCCUCUGCCGUGGAUGACGACGCCUCAAAUGGCUUGGAAGCACUGCUGGGGAGGCGUAUACUUGUCGUGGGCGCGGGAGGCAUCGGCUGCGAGUUACUCAAAGUUCUCGUCUUGUACGGUUUUUGCAAUUUGGAUGUCUUUGACCUCGACACAAUCGAUGCCACAAACCUGAACCGCCAAUUUUUGUUCCAAAAGGAGGACGUUGGCGCCUCCAAGGCCGACACCGCACGCAAGGCGUUAUUGAAUUGGUUUACGUCGACCUCGUCAGAGCGGCGGGCGCCGAACAUUCGUGCCCAUCACGCGGAUAUCAAAAGUGAAGCAUACGGUGAGGCCUUCUUUCGACAGUUUGCCCUUGUGUUGAACGCCCUCGAUAACGUCUCGGCGCGUCAGCAUGUGAAUCGCAUGUGUAUGCGCACAGGCGUCCCUCUUAUAGAGAGCGGCACGAUGGGCUACAAUGGUCAAGUUCAGCCCAUUGUACGGGGCCUGUAUGAGUGUUAUGACUGCCACCCAAAGGCGGCAACCCAACAGACGGUGGCAGUUUGCACCAUUCAUGCACGACCCACGACUAUGGUGCAUUGCGUGCAUUACGCAAAGGAGUUGUACGAACGACUCUUUGGUGACGGGACGCGGGAGGAGACGGAUGAGUUUGCCUUCGUUGAUGCCCUUGUCACUCAAGAGGAGGAAGCGCGGGGAGAGACGAACUCCCGUGACGAGGUUGCUGGCAUUUGCGGCACGGCGGCUGCCCUGGCACAAUGUGUAUUUCACGACAAGAUUCAUGAGCUGCUCAGUAUGAAGUCUGCGUGGGCGACACAGCCGCCGGUGCCACUUCCGAAGGAUGACAUUCAGCGACUCGCUGAAGAGGUGACAGUGGCUGCUGCCGGAGGGAAACCAGUCAACUGUUCACGGGAGACCCCGUUGUCCGUAGAGGCGGCGGUGACCCUCUUUCUGGACGCCUUCACGCGUUGCGUGCGACGGGGCACCCGCGGUGCUUUUCGCAAGGAAGACGAUGACACGGUUGAUUUUGUGGCAGCGGUGGCAAACUUGCGUGCCGCUGUCUUUCACAUUUUUCCCCCCCAGUCCGUGGAGGAGAUUCGCAGUAUUGCGGGCGCCAUUGUGCCAGCCAUUGCGACGACGAACGCCAUUGUGGCGGCAGCGGUGGUGAAGCAGGCUCUCUGUGUGCUGGGCAUGAAUGCACAGACAUCUCGCUUUGCGGCACCACAGAUGGUGUACGUGCGACGCGUGCCGCAGCAGCGGCGCCGCCCUUUCCCGGACUUCUGCCCUUGCAAAAUUUCUCUCAGGAACAAUUCAGAUGGUCCAACAAAAAAGGGUGACGAUAAUGUCCAUGGUAAUUCUGCGAGACGGAGGCGGUGGGCAACUGACCUGUUUCUAGUUCACAGUACGCCGCCCAACCCCCCGAGCCGGGCGUGUCUUGUCUGCCGUGAGCGCCACCCCACUGUUCGGGUUGCCUUGGAUGCCACUCGCACAACACUUGGGCGGUUUGUCUGCAGUGUGCUGCGGGAGCGUCUGGCGAUGGCGGCGGCAUCUGUCUACUGCGGUGCGAACGUGUUGUAUGAGGUGGGUGAGUACGAGGCGCUGGCCAUGACGCCGCUCGCGGAGCUGAUGGCGGCGGACGGCAAACCGCUGGAACUCCUCGUCGACGACCUCGACCACGAGGUGGAGUGGCGGCUCCUGGUGAAGCACCGUCCCACACUGCAGGAGUGCGAUGCAGUGGAACUAGAGGGAGUUGACGCGGCACUUCAGCUGGAGCGAGCGCUGGUUGCGGAGUCCAGCACUGCUGCAGAGGAAGCUGGUGACGGUCGACUUCCUCUCUCCAAUGCCACCGGUGCUGUGGAGGAGGAGGAGGAGGAGGACAACGCCGCUUCUCCUUCCGCUAACAAAAUGGCUACAGCAGCGGAGGAUGGGGCGACGGCGAUAUUGGUGCUGUCGGACUCCGACGAGGAGGAUGUCGAUGUUCUGGAGAUUGAUUGA